This is a messenger RNA of Asterias rubens (European starfish), 1991 nucleotides long. RefSeq names its product IgGFc-binding protein-like. The coding region runs from base 111 to 1895 and encodes 594 amino acids. Lineage: Eukaryota; Metazoa; Echinodermata; Asteroidea; Forcipulatida; Asteriidae. The transcript is spliced from 4 exons. The record is from RefSeq and is a predicted model, not a curated record.
AACGGUAGCUGUUUUUGACAACUCAGCAGUGGUUAUGUAAAGCCCAAGUAGGCCCAAUUAAGCACCCGACUGAGUAACUAAUAUAAGCAUCUAACUGUUCUCCAACCAAUAUGUUACCGACCGUGUUUAUAUUAGUUUGUUGUGGGGGAUUUCUUGGCGAUUCAGCAGUAUCUGCACUGCAAACUAACGUUGGACGAGAAUUCAUCUUUGGGUUUGCUGAAAACUACCGGCCAAAUGCCGACCCAUCGGUUAUCAUCACAAACAUGUCCCCACUGGACCACGAGAACGUCACCGUCCACAUCAGUACACCGGUACACGGGCUCUUGCAAACCGUUCAUCUGCAGGGCUUGGACAGCUCCAAGCAAAUAACACUGCCUCGUGAGCUGGUACCAUACGGCGAAUCGCCAGACCUAUCUGUCAUCAUCGUGAAUGCCGAUGACGAUAUUGCAGUGUACGCCAUCAACGACGCACACGACCGCUCAAUGGACGGGUUCACGGUUCUACCCAAAAGGUCUCUGGGAACUGAAUACUUCGUCGCAACUUAUGAACCCUCCUUGUCUUCACAGAUGCUUUUCAUUGCUACUGAGGAUGACACUGUGAUUCACAUUCAGUUAUCAAACCAUGUGGUCUACAAAAAAAUCGACGUUCAACCGGGACGACUGAUCACUAUUGACGCAAGUAAGUACGAGGUGUUCUUGCUGGAAAGUGACAAAGACUUGAGUGGAACCAAGAUCACGUCUAAUAAACCUCUAGCCGUUUUAAGUGGGAACAGGUGCGCGUUUGUCCCGGUGGGUGUGUUGACGUGCGACCAUCUUGCCGAGAUGCUUCCCCCUUUCACUCAGUGGGGCAAAACGUUCGUGAUCAUGACAUUUUUGGGCCGUUCUUCGGGUGAUAUUUACCGGGUCAUCGCUGGACGCGACAACACGGAAGUAACCGUCAAAUCUCAGACGUUCAUUGUAAAAGAGAAAGAGUUCCGGGACUUCGAAAUUUUGCAUGGCCAAACAAGUUUCAUUCAGUCUGACAAACCUGUGCUUGUUAUACAGUAUGCCAAGAGCUUUGCAGCUGAUAAUGUAAACGGGGAUCCGGCAAUGACGAUUGUACCUCCAAUGGAGCAGAGUGUUAACCUGGUAAAACUACCAACUUAUAACACCACAAAAGACUUACAGACAGUCGAGAACUACGUGAAUAUCUACGCCCCGUGCAAAGAGAUGUACUACUCCAACCUGACACUAGACGGGGAGGUGAUUCGAGACAUCGUCUCCGCUGAUCGGAUCGUCCGGGUAGACCGUUCAGAUUACUGUGCCGUUGGCUUUCACAUUGACCACGGAAUGCACACCGUCGCCCCGGGGCCGCAAGGGUUUGAGAGCUUCGUCGCCAUUGCAUAUGGUUUUGCCCAGGGCAAUUCGUACGCGUGGCCGGCGGGCCUUGCCACAACCCAGAUCGUCUGCGAGUACUUGUUACCCAGUAGCAGCAUCCAGUACUAUGAUUGCAGGAGAGGGAUCAUCGAAGUGCACAUUCCAUGUAAUGUAACCGAGGUUAAAACCAUUGAAGAAUGCAUCAAUACAGAUUGUGUGAGCUAUGAUAACCUCAUUUUCAUCUGCGCUGGAGUUGCAGUCGCGGCAAUGAUUCUACUGCAACUAUUUCGUUACUUCGUUAUCGGAAGGACAUCAUUGAACAAGCAACAGAUCGCAUUUGGACAAACUGGACUGCCACUACCACCACCUCCUCCGGAGAUAACUAUAGCAGCCUUCGAGACUCCCAGUUCACCGCCGCCUGAACUCAUUAUCAGGCGUGAUAGUUUAUCCCCUUCAAUGAUACCUGGUUCGCCGAUGCCUUCACCAAAUACGAGGAGAACGUCAAGACAGGAACGCGCCGACCGUAUGAGGAAGAAAUAGAGAUACUACAAAACUGUUUAACAAACUGUUAAAGACAGUGGACACUACUGGUAAUUACUCAAAAUAUCAUCAUAAAAACUUACUUGGUAACGAGCA